Molecule: messenger RNA, 3103 nt
Organism: Brienomyrus brachyistius
Lineage: Eukaryota; Metazoa; Chordata; Actinopteri; Osteoglossiformes; Mormyridae
Gene: wfs1a
Product: Wolfram syndrome 1a (wolframin)
Exons: 9
Coding region: 138-2984 (948 amino acids)
Biological process (GO): endoplasmic reticulum unfolded protein response; calcium ion homeostasis
Cellular component (GO): endoplasmic reticulum; endoplasmic reticulum membrane
Molecular function (GO): protein binding
Source: RefSeq, a predicted model, not a curated record
CACUACUCAGAUUUGUGGAAUGUCCAGCUGUCCGAUUUUAAAUGCAGUGACAGGAAGGUUUUCGUGCACUUCUUUAUCAAGAAAGCAACUUCAAUGCAGAUCUGAAAGGCAGCUCAGAUUUUACCUAUGAGAUCGACAUGGCUUCCGAUCGCCCCUCUAAACCUAGCCCGUCCCCCUCUGACCCCCCUUCAGUCUCUCUGCCAUCUGUAGUCUCCCCGUCAGGCUUCAAGGAUCCACCCCCCACCCCUGCUAAAUCUAGUUUGUUGUGGGGUUGCUCCAGAGGCAUCAAGGCUCUGGCCAAGCAGCUGACACAGGAGAAGGUGAUUGUAACUGACAUGUCUGAAGACACGUCCUCUGUGCCCUCUAGUGGCAGCUCUCUGCAAAACACGAUCUUUCGCUCUCCAGGCACAGAGCUCGAGGCAGAGCUUGACUAUGAAGAGCUGCAGAAGAAGGCCAAGGCUGGGGAUGCGCAGGCGCAGAUUUGUCUGGGAAGAUACUACCUAAAGCUGGCAGAAGGGGAGGACAGCACAAGGAACAAUGAGAGGGCGGUGGGCUGGCUGGUCCAGGCUGCCAAACAGGGCCGCAGAGAUGCCACCAAGAUUUUGCAGAGCUGCUUGGCCCAGAGGAAAGGCAUCACUGCAGAGAAUGAGGCUGAGGUGAGGAAACUGUCAGCAGAGACCAGGUUCGAGCAGGGAGUGAGAAAGGCAGCUCUGCUCAUGUACUGGAAGCUGAACCCUGACAAGAAGAAGGAGGUGGCCGUGUCUGAGCUGCUGGACAACGUGAGCCAAGUCAGCGCUCAGACAGGGGGGGGCGUUGCAGCUGGCUGCAGCUCCGUCCAAACACAGCGAAGGGUGCUGGAGAGCAUGGUCUCCAGGAAGUCGGGUAAAUAUGUGGGCUUGGAUGAUUUUGUGGAAAUCACCAAAAACUUUGCCCAAGGCAUCACCCCCUCGUCCGUGGCGGAGAGCAGCGCCGAGGCUGGUGGGAAGGUGGUGGGGGAGGUCUUGCCCCUGCAUAAGGAGGACGACCUCAGAGGCCGGGCUGCAGUGGCAUCACCCAAAUCCACCUGCAGGCAGAUGCUGGGGGUCAGAUGGGGACUGGGCCAGCCCAGCACCAUCACUGCUACAUCCAGGGCGAUGGACGUACAGGCCCGCUUUAUGAUCCUGAAAUUCCCGCUGCACUACCUGGUUGAGAUGAAAGACACCCUGGUGGACUGGGGAUCACGUGCGGGGGUCCAGUGGCUCAGCACCAUCAUCCCCACGCAGCACGUCAACGCCCUCAUCUUCUUCUUCAUCCUCAGCAACCUCACCAUCGAUUUCUUUGCCUUCGUCAUCCCGCUGCUCAUCUUCUACCUGUCCUUCGUCUCUAUGGUGAUCUGCACUCUGCGAGUCUUCCAAAACAGCAAGGCUUGGGAGAACUUCCGCACACUUACUGCCUUACUGACACGUUUCGAGCCCGGCCUGGACGUGGAGCAGGCCGAAACCAACUUUGGUUGGAAUAACAUGGAGCCCUACCUCUAUUUCAUCCUAUCUGUCUUUUUUGUAAUCUUCUCUUUCCCUGUAGCUGACCAUGCCUGGAUCCCAUGCUCUGAGCUGGCCACCGUGGCCAUCUUCUUCACGGGGGCCAGCUAUUUCAGCCUCGGCCCGUCGGCAGAGCUGUACACGCGCCGGGCGCUGCUCACUGAAGUGGCGUCCUCCUUGUGCGCUAUGACCACGCUGCUUCCAGAGCGCAUGGGCGCUCUCCGGCUUCUGGGAAAGACCUUUGUGACGGUGCCGCUCAGUGACUUUGUGGUCCUGAAGCUUAGCAUACCUUGCCUCCUCUAUAUGUACCUAUUUUACUUGUUUUUUCGAAUGGCCCAGCUGAGGGGAUUCCGAGGAACUUACUGCUUCCUGGUGCCCUACAUGGUUUGCUUUAUGUGGUGUGAGUUCUCUGUGGUGCUCCUGCAGAGCUCCACAGCUGUAGGCCUCAUACGCACCUGUGUGGCCUACUUCCUGUUUCUCUUCGCUUUGCCUGCACUUACCCUGGGCCUGGUUGCCAUGCUUGUGGUUCAGGCGAUCAAGUGGUUUCUGGAGCUAGAGCUGACCAAGAUGCUGGUAACACUAGCUGUGUGCGCGAUACCGGUCACUCUGCGGCUGUGGACGCGUUUCAGUCUCUCCCUGCGGGACGUGACCAGCACGGUGACUCACAGCAGCAUGGUUAAGCUCAUUCUAGUGUGGAUCUCAGCGGUUAUACUCUUCACCUGUGCAUACGUGUACAGUGCGAAGGGCAUGAAUGUGUACAACUCGACGCUGACGUGGCAGCAGUACAGCGCCAUGUGCGGACCACGCGCUUGGCAGGAGACUGGCGCCGCUCGCAUUCAGAUCCUUUGCAGUCAUCUGGAAGGACAUCGGGUCACCUGGACUGGCCGGGUCCGGCACGUGCGCGUGGUAGAAACGGAGAACGGCGCCCAGUCGGUCAUCAACCUUCUGCCCGUCUUUGUCGGUAACUGGAUGCGCUGUCUGUACGGAGAGCCCUACCCCAAGUGUGAUGGACAGAGCGGCACGGCCGUGGGACCGCAGCUGCCAGAGAUGCAGGAACUAUGCCGCCUGAAGGCCCUGGCCAAGCACGAGUGCCACGUCAAGCGCUUUGACAGUUACAAGUUUGAAGUGACGAUAGCUUUGCCAGAGAAGCAUCAUGGGGCAGCCCAGAGAGAUGACCCCAGUGAGGACAUCCUUCUCCGGGCCAGUCACGAGUUCAAGCCAGCGCUGCUUAACAUGGGUCUGGGGAGCAUGGUGGAGUUCAGCACUGUGCUCCAGGGCCGGCUGGGCAGCAAGUUGCCCGUAUUUGAGAUGCGAUCCAUUCACUGUCUGGACUGCCAGUCGGAGCUGGUCCCUACCGGAAAGCAGUACAAAAUCGAGCCCGACUGGCAGGGAACGGCCAUGCAGGCCAUGAAGUUUGCCUUUGACUUUUUCUUUUCUCCGUUCCUGUCUGCGCGCAUAAGCAAGUAGAUGCUGUGUGACUUACGUUCAUGCUUUUGCAUGGUUUCGCCCACUUCAUUUAACAAAUGCUAGUCAACGGAGGAGGAGACAUGCAGUUAAACACGGAUUAAAGAUUUGACAUGAUGAAA